UCUCCCGUGUCUCUGAAGAUUACAUCAGAUAGCUGGCCCGCAAAAAGAUUAGAACCGAUGAAGAAGCCAUUGGUGGUGAUAAGAGAAUAUGAGGAGGACAGACAUAAACUGGAAAUAGAGAAAAUGGAGACGCUCUGUGAGGUCGGACAAGGAGAAAAUAUGUCUCUGGUUACUGACCUCAUGGGUGAUCCCAUAUGCCGCAUCCGCCAUUUUCCUGUACAUAUCAUGCUGGUUGCAGAAUAUGGAGAAGGAGGCGAAGUAGUUGGGGUGAUCAGAGGGUGUGUGAAAACAGUCACCAGAGGCUGUUCAAUUUAUGCAAAGCUGGCUUAUCUUCUGGGGCUCAGGGUCUCCUCCACACACAGGAGACUCGGCAUUGGCACAAAGCUAAUUUCACAUUUAGAAGAGUGGUGCAAACAACAAGGAGCUGAAUAUGCGUACAUGGCAACAGAUUGCACGAACGAAGCAUCAGUCAAUUUAUUCACCAAAAAAUGCGGCUACUCAAGGUUCAGAACCCUAACCAUGCUGGUUCAACCCGUUCAUGCCCACCACAAGCCAAUAAGCUCCAGCAUUGCCGUAAUUCGCCUUGCUCCCUCCAUCGCAGCAUCAAUCUACAACCAAAUCUUCGCCAAUGCAGAAUUCUACCCAAAAGACAUAGACGCAAUUCUAUCCAAUAAGCUCAAUCUGGGCACAUUCAUGGCCAUACAGAACGAAACCCUACAGAAAUGGGACCCGGAAACGGGGAUUCCACCGCCGGAUUACGCCAUAAUUAGCGUGUGGAACACGAAACAAGUGUUCAAACUGCAAGUGAAGGGGGUUUCGGCAUGGAAGCGAGCUUUAUGCGCGGGAACGAGAAUGGUGGACACGUGGCUGCCAUGCCUGAGGGUUCCGUCAUUCCCAGACGUGUUUAGGCCGUUUGGGAUUUACGUGAUGUACGGACUACACAUGGAAGGUGAGAAAGGAAAGGAGCUGAUGAGGUCGGUGUGUGACUUCGUGCAUAAUAUGGGGAAGGACAACGACGACGACGACGACGGACGGUGUGGGGCCCUCGUGACGGAGCUUGCGGUGAGGGACCCAGCGACGGAGGGGGUCCCACACUGGAGCAGAUUCUCGUGGGCCGAAGACUUGUGGUGCAUCAAGAGACUUGAAGCUAAAGAAGAAGAAGAAGAGAAUGGGAAGAAGGAUAAGCGUGAGGAUUGGGUGGCGUCUGGAUCAUCAUCUUCUUCCGUAAUUUUCGUUGAUCCUCGUGAUUUUUGAGGCAGCGAGUCAGGGCACUUUCUCCAAGCAGCAAAUAGACUGUUGUUCAUCUUUCUAUUUUUCUUCC
Neltuma alba is the source of this 1321-nucleotide messenger RNA. RefSeq names its product probable N-acetyltransferase HLS1-like. The record is from RefSeq and is a predicted model, not a curated record. Lineage: Eukaryota; Viridiplantae; Streptophyta; Magnoliopsida; Fabales; Fabaceae. The transcript is spliced from 3 exons. The annotation marks the transcript as partial. Gene Ontology annotation, molecular function: acyltransferase activity, transferring groups other than amino-acyl groups.